GCUUAGACCGCUGCCAUGUAUCAUUUCCUAGCGCUCCCGUGCCAGAGCUGGGGGCGGUGGUUUGCGGCGCUGCCGGGGCUGCUGGGGGCUCUGUGGGCUCCGCCGAGGCGCUGGGGGCGCUGCGGGCGCGGCUGCUCCGCCGGGGCGCUUGGGGCGCUGUGGGCUCCGCCGGGGCGCUGCGGGUGCGGCUGCUCCGCCGGGCCGCUGGGGGCGCUGGGGGCUCCGCCGAGGCCCUGGAGGGACGGCGGCCACGUGCGCGGGGCCGCUAUGCCCAAGGCGCGCGUGGCGCCGCGGCGGGAGGGCCGCGCUGCGGGCGUCCUCUUCAACACCAGCGCCGGCCAACACAUCCUGAAGAACCCGCUCAUCGUUAACAGCAUCAUCGAGAAGGCUGCCCUACGGCGCACAGAUGUCGUUCUGGAAGUAGGUCCAGGAACUGGCAACCUGACAGUAAAGUUGUUAGAGAAAGUAAAAAAAGUUAUUGCUUGUGAAAUUGACCCUAGGCUUGUUGGUGAACUUCAGAAGAGAGUCCAGGGCACGUGUCUGGCAAACAAACUUGAAAUCAAGGUUGGAGAUGUCUUGAAAACAGACUUACCGUUCUUUGAUGCAUGUGUUGCCAACUUGCCUUACCAGAUUUCUUCACCUUUUGUUUUCAAGCUACUGCUUCAUAGACCUUUUUUCAGGUGUGCAAUACUUAUGUUUCAAAGAGAAUUUGCACUUCGUUUGGUUGCAAAACCAGGAACUAAACUGUACUGCAGACUUUCUAUUAAUACUCAGUUGUUAGCUCGAGUGGACCAUCUGAUGAAGGUUGGAAAGAACAACUUCAGGCCUCCUCCCAAAGUUGAAUCCAGCGUUGUCAGAAUAGAGCCAAAGAACCCACCACCACCUAUCAACUUCAAGGAGUGGGAUGGUCUAGUAAGGAUAGCCUUUGUUCGGAAAAACAAGACCCUGUCUGCAGCAUUUAAAUCAAGUGCUGUAGAGCAGUUGCUGGAUCAUAAUUACAGAAUUCAUUGUUCCUUACAUAAUACAGAAAUACCCGAAAACUUCAAAAUCGCAGAGAAAAUACAGACAGUCCUAAAAAAUACAGGUUACUCUGAAAAACGAGCACGUUCAAUGGAUAUAGAUGAUUUCAUUAGACUGCUGCAUGGCUUCAAUUCAGAAGGCAUCCAUUUCUCAUAGAUCCUACUAGAAGAAUGAAAGAUGAUGCAUUUUGUCACAGAAGUCUUACCUAAACCAGAGUGACUGCAAUCACCUUUUCUCACCAAAGGAAAGAACAGAAUACCGCAUACACACUCUGGUUCUUAGUAAAACCUUACAUGCAGUUUUAUCACAGAGAGAUGGCUAGAAGCUGCUGCUCUGUAUUUUAACAAUGAUGAAUUAUUUUAUGACUGAAGUGAGGUGCUGGACGUCCAUAUGACUGUGUCUUUAAAUAUUCCUAAUAACAUGGGUUGAUGCUGUCAUAACUGAAAUGUGAUCACACACUUCACCUCGGUAUUUUCUUGCAUAGUACUAAACAGUAUAACCCAUAAGUCUAGUACAGGCAACAGAAACAAGAGUGGUAGUCAUUCCAUUUGUUGGGGAUUUUCUUUCUUUCUUUGUUUUAAAGCGUAUUUAAACACUUUCUUUUGAUUUGAAAUGCUUGUCUCUUCCACUUGUCCUCUGCUAGCUACCCAUGUUCCCAAACUGUUUGUAAUCUGCUUAUCUGGGAAAAAUCCCAGUAUUUUCUCAGAAGCGAGCAUUUAUCUUGUGGGCAGGCUUGGUAUUGUUUGCAAAAGGAUUAUUGAGGUAGCCAAAACUAACAUCGUCAUCUCCUUUACCAUCUCCUUAUUGCCAUCAAACCACUGUAGCAGCCAGCAGAAAACUACCCAAAGGGCCAGCGCUCAUAAACAUAGAAGGGCUGGGUUUGUUUUUUUUUUUUUUUUGUCAACUGUAAGUUUAAGCAAUUUUUUUACCAAAGUUACUUCAACCUUCAAGACGAGGAGGAGUUCUAGCAUAGAUCAAAGCUGUCAGUGAGACUUGGAGCAAUGCAUGCCUGUGUUCUGACAGAAAGAGUACCAAAGUGCCUUCAUAUAGUUCAGGUUAUUUAUUUGUUAAUAAGGGCAAGGCAGAAUUUUCCCAAGAAGUUUGUAUUAGAUCUGCAUAGCAGCUGUCAGAAGAAAAACCCACUUUGGUCUGUCGUAUGAUUCUGGAAAACAGUAACUAUUACUAAGUCUGUAGCAUCACACAGGGGUGAAGGCAUGGGUGUAUGUGAUCUACUGUAAGUCAUCUUUCCACGUAUAGCUUCUUUCCAUAAGGUCACAAUAAGUGGAGAAGAGGCAAAUUAGCAAAAACUCACCUUGAGAUACAACUUCAUUUUAUACACGUUCAAUGUCAAUUCUUUAAACGUCAUUGAUUCAAAAGCACAUACUUAAAUAUGCAAGGACAAGAAUCAAGUUUAUCUGAGUCCUGUUGUAAUUCCAAUCCAUCACAGCAAGAAGCUACGGGAAUUCAAGUGCCGUAGCCAGCUGUCAGUUAUCUUCUCACUGCUUCAGCAUCAGUGCAGGUCUGACCUUUACAGCCCUGUCACAAAGGCUGUCUUUCAUCCCUGCAGCAGAUGAAAUUUCAGCUUGCAUCUGCUACCUGAUGGGACCUGUCAUUUUCAAGUAAAAAUCUGCUGAAAUCUAACUGCCUCUGUCCUUCGUUUCCUCUUUGGUACCCGCUGUAUUUAAACCACAGCGUGGCUGUGACUUUAGGCUUUCAUGGAGGAAUAGUAUUUCUCAUGUUGGAUGGUUCAGUCUUCAGAGGUUCUUUAGAAAGAAACCCUCUGGUUUUAUACAAUAACCUGUACUAUCACCUGCUAACAAAAGCUGCUGCUUUCCAGGUGGUGUUUUUUCCUUUGAACUGUGAUGGACAACGUUCUUGCCUGCUCAGAAAGAUGUGUUAUAAUUCUUCUAAGAGUUGCUGCACAAAUAAAGUCAGAGCAGUGGCUGGGGAAAUUCUGCCUGGAAAGCUGCCCAGCAGAAAAGGACCUGGAGGUGCUGGUAGGAUCCUGCCUUGCAUAAGAAAUUGCAUGCCAGCAGGACUCAGCACUGGUGAGGCCGCAUCUCGAAUACCGUGUUUAGUUUUGUGCCCCUCACUACAAGAAAUUGAAGUCCUUGGAGUGUGUCCAGAGAAGAGCAAUAGAGCUGGUUAAGGGGCUGGAGAAUAAGUCUUGUGGGAGGCGGCAGAGGGAACUGAGGCUGUUUAAUCUGGAGGAGGCUGAGGGGAGACCUUGAUGCUCUCUACAGCUCCCUGAAAGGAGGCUGUAGCGACACAGGUGUUGGUCUCUUCUGCCAAGUAAUAAGCAGUAGGACAAGAGGAAGUAGCCUAGGGAGCCUGACGAGAGGGGUGAGGUUUAGACUGGAUAGUGGGAACUAUUCACUAGGAUUGUCAAGCAGCCUGCCUGGGGAAGUGGUGGGGUCACCACCCCAGAAGUAUUUUAAAAAGAUGUGUUAGAAGUGGUGCUUAGGGACAUGGUUUAUUGUUGGUCUUGGCAGUGUUAGGUUUCUGGUUGAACUCGAUGAUCUUGAAGGUCUUUUCCAACCUAAAUGAUUCUUCCUCUAGGAGAAAUUUGUAUAGGAGACCUAGCUCCAGAAGUAGAUAUUCAUUCUGAAAUCGGGCCUUUUCAGAAGUGUAACUCAGGUGUUUACAAUGACAAACCCUUCCCAAACCACAACAGAAACUUCAAUAGAAGUAAAAUCUCAUCUGUAGUUCAUUUAAUAGCUUAAUUUAUUAAACACAUUAUGUAAAAUCUACAUUGUUUCAGUUUUCAUGUUUACACACAGAAGGGUUGUUUUGUUUUUAAUUUUAAUCAUGAUGCAACAAGAGCUUCCCAAAGCCUACCUUCCUAGGGGUGAUACAAACAUUAAACACUACAAGAAUUCAUGGCUCAUUUAACUCUCUUUUCAUUGCCUUCCCUUUAUUUUCCUCGAGGAGGCCUGGCACAAACAAACAGGCUUGUAUUCCAAAAGUAGUUUUUAAACAGUUCCAAGGGAAAGUCUGCUGAUACAAACUCCUGGAAACAGGGAGAACUCUUAAGAGAGGUCUACAAUUCUUCAUUUGACAAGAAGUUCCUACAUUAGAGGUCAAUCUUUUUUGGAUACUUGACUUGCAAAAAUAACUUGAGUGCCACCAUCUAAAAAGUGCCGAUACACACGGCGUCAUUUGUGAGAAUUCAGGUACUUGUGGGAUUUCUGUUAGCACUAGGUAGAGGUAUUGUGCAAAAUCCUCAAAUGAUGCAAUUUUACGCCACUUUUCAGAUACUGGCACUGUACAAAAGGGAAAAAUAGGUAUUAGCUACUUUUUUUUUAAAGCAACAGAGCUACUUAAACUACCUACAAACUACAGUUAAUGUACAUGUAAGUUUAUCAUGCAUUAA
Cuculus canorus (common cuckoo) is the source of this 4393-nucleotide messenger RNA. It is a transcript of the gene DIMT1, whose product is annotated as DIM1 rRNA methyltransferase and ribosome maturation factor. Bases 16 to 1176 code for a protein of 386 amino acids. The transcript is spliced from 12 exons. Gene Ontology annotation, molecular function: rRNA (adenine-N6,N6-)-dimethyltransferase activity. The record is from RefSeq and is a predicted model, not a curated record. Lineage: Eukaryota; Metazoa; Chordata; Aves; Cuculiformes; Cuculidae. Gene Ontology annotation, cellular component: mitochondrial matrix. Gene Ontology annotation, biological process: rRNA methylation.